GUUGGGAUCCCAUGCAAGAGGCUGUUGGAGACUGUGACGGUGAAAUGUGGUCAUUGUAGCAAUCUCUCAUUCCUAAGCACAAAGCCUCCAGUUCAAGGUCAAAUUUGCUAUGAGCAUCAGAAAACCCUGCAUCAGAGUUUGUGCCAAGAAUUCAAGAAAAGCAUUGCUCCUUCUUCGUCUUCGUCUACAACCAGCGAGCCCUUGUCCCCAAAAGCUCCAUUUGUGGUGAAACCUCCUGAAAAGAAGCACAGGCUUCCAUCUGCCUACAAUCGGUUCAUGAAGGAGGAGAUACAGCGCAUCAAAACAGCGAAUCCAGAGAUACCACAUCGAGAGGCUUUCAGUACAGCUGCUAAAAAUUGGGCCAGGUACGUUCCAAGCUCCUCAGGAGGGUCAGCUGUUCCCAAUAUCGGUAACAAUGUUUAACUUUAUGAAAGCUGGUAUUUAGCAAGGAACAUUAAUUGCUGGUUGGACGGCGAGUAGGGCAGGACAAGUUAAUUAGCUAUUCAGCUUUAAUUAAGUUUUCAAGCAUUAGUUGUUUUCUGUGUUUUAUGAAUGUAUUAUUAAUCAAUGAAGUGGGACUUUCGCUUCCUUUUGAACCACGGGAUAUGAUGAAAUUUUAUUAUCUAUUACUGUUACCUCU
This is a messenger RNA of Striga asiatica, 640 nucleotides long. Lineage: Eukaryota; Viridiplantae; Streptophyta; Magnoliopsida; Lamiales; Orobanchaceae. The record is from the annotation of a GenBank genome assembly.